ACUUUCUCUGUACUUUUUCUAUACGUCCAUUAUCAAGCCUUCCUUUCUUUGUCAAUAUAACAUCAAAACUAGUACAGUAAAAAUAGUUCAAAAACACUGAAUAAACAGAGAAAAUCAAAAUCAAACAAAACCCAUUUGAUUUGAUCCCAACCCAAAAUUCCCAUACCCAAGAUUAUGAACCCAUUGUAUGAAUCAAGAACAGAGACACUAAUAUCCCCAAACAAUCAAAAUCCCACCAUAAGAACUGCAAGGUUUUUAAAACCCAUUGCAAGAAAUCUUGACAAUGUUUCAGAAAUCCCCAAAACCCCAUUUGUUUCAGACAUUUUUUCUGUUCAAAACCUUCAAAAAUGGCCUUUAAUGGUGUUUUUUACUGGUUGGAACCCACCUCAGAAAAAUUGGGUAGGAUGGUUUAACAGGCUAGUCAUACAUCAUGCUACUACUUGGAUUAAAGCUGGUAUAUAUGAUGGGAUUUUAGCUUCUUUACAUGAAAUUCCAUGCAAUAAAGGUUUAGUCUUCGGAGUUAGUGAAUUUUGGUGUUCAAAGACUAAUACUUUCAUAUUUCCAUGGGGUGAAGCCACAAUUACCCUUGAAGAUGUUAUGAUUCUUGGUGGGUUUCCUGUAAUUGGAGGGUCUAUAAACAAACCCAUUGAAGAAAAUGAUGAUAAAUUUGUGAUUGAGUUGAAAAGAGUAAGAACUGAACUUUCUGAAGAAAAUUUGAAGAACAAUGGAAGAAAUGAAGUUACCCAUUUAGCUUGGCUUGAUCAUUUUAUGGAUGAAGAAGAAGAAGGAGAGAUUGAAAAUAAAGAAGGUGAAUUUGAACAUGUUGCUUUUCUUUCUUUAUGGCUUUCUAGAUUUGUUUUUCCUGAUCUUAAUGAAGGUAUAAUUGAUGAUUUUGUUUUUCCAAUUGCAACCCAUUUAUCUAAAGGCACCCCAAUUGAAAUUGCACAAUCUGUUCUUGCAAAUCUUUAUCAUGAAUUGACAUUAUUGACCCAAAAUGUAAUUGCCCCCCCUUUAGAUUGUAAGCAUUAUACUUGUGGUUUGUUCAAGAUUGUUCAGCUUUGGGUUUGUGAAAGAUUCCCUGAAUUUGGUGCAAAAUUGGCUAAAACCCUAGAAAUUGGUGAUCCUAGGGUUGUUAAAUGGGAAAAUGUGAACUUUGAGUAUAGUCUUUCAUUAGUUAGAUCAAGACUAAAAGUGGGUGAGAAUUUUCAAUGGCGCCCAUAUGCUAGUUAUUUGAAGAAAUGGGAACAAAUACAAUGGCCAUUUUAUGAUGAAUUAGAUCAGAUAGUCUCCGAUUAUGCAGAUUUAGAUGAUCCUUUGUUGUCGUUUUGUCGGUUUUUGUACACUUGUGAGUUAAAUGGACAUGAAAUGAAGUAUAAGGAGAUGUAUCAGCCACAUAGGGUAGCAAUGCAGUUUGGGUAUGAUCAAGAUCUUCCAGGACAAUUCAUAGUUCCUGCUUUUGAUUGUGAUAAAGUAGGUUUUUACAUACCUUCUAGAAGUUUCUGUUCUAGGAUUUCUGUAUCUUACUAUAAUUGGUGGAAGAACUAUAUGUUAUACCAUGAAGAAGUAGUGAAUGAUUACUUUUGGCCAAAGAGAGGCAAGUGUAUCAGUGAAAGUUCGGUUGAAAGGCAGCUUAUGCUCGAAACGAAUGCUUCGAGUGAUCGAGACAAUGUGCCAUUGGCUUUACGAGUUCGACAGGGUUCAAGGAAGCCUAUUGAAAUCAAGACUAAAGGAUGUCGGGUCAAAUCUGAUUCGGUUGGCAUAGAUCGGAUGCCGUUAGAUUUGAGACGGGUUUCGAACGUUGAAGAAAAUGUGGCUUAUGAUUCUCUUGACAUAGAUCAUAUGCCAUUAGCUUUAAGACAUGAAACAAAUGGUUUGAAAAAAGCAAGACUUAAACCACCAGAUAGGUAUUAUUCUACUGAGAAUGUAGGGAAGAGCCAGACUGAAGGGUUUGUUGUACUAUUGUCAGAUUCUAACAGUCACUUUUCUGUGCAAGAAAGUAGUGUAGGAAAGACUAGUACUGAUCCCGAAAGAGAUGUUAAGGAUAGUAUUAGUAGAUUGUCGAGCAAAAAGCUAUUAGCUAGUUUGGCAAGGAUUGAGAAAGACCUUGCGGUUCUCAAGACUAGAGUGAUAUAUGAUUGAUGUUUUCUCGAUACUACUCUGUUUCUGUGAAUUUGCAUCAUUGUACAAACGAGGCUUUUUUAAGGGACAGAGGGAGUAUUAGUCUAAUUGAUUCUUGUUUGUUUGUAAGACUAGAGAAGAAAACCUUUGUAUUGAAUGAAGAGUAGUUUUAGUACUUUUAGGUUCAUCUUCUUAUUGUGAGGAGGUUGUGUAGGUUGUUAGAAUCAUGCAAAGGAGAAUAGGUAUAAUAAUAGUAUGAGUCUAUGGCGAUAUAUUGAAGGCGAUGUGGGUGACUUUUACUUGAGCAAGGUCUGAGGGGUGCGGAUGCACAGAACUUUAAUCUUGUAAUAAUAUAGAGGUUGUUUCGUCUUUGAAUGCAAAUAAUAUCUACUAAUGAUUUAACAUGUCAUUUUUAUUAUAUUUCAUUAUAAUUCGAAACUAAAAAGCCUUAAAAGGCUCUGGAUCACUGUUGUGCAUGA
This is a messenger RNA of Amaranthus tricolor (Joseph's coat), 2597 nucleotides long. RefSeq lists its product as uncharacterized. Gene Ontology annotation, biological process: meristem development; meristem maintenance. The transcript has a single exon. The record is from RefSeq and is a predicted model, not a curated record. Bases 175 to 2139 code for a protein of 654 amino acids. Lineage: Eukaryota; Viridiplantae; Streptophyta; Magnoliopsida; Caryophyllales; Amaranthaceae.